AUGCUAAAGAUAUACAACACGCGUGCGCGAGGAAAUGAAAAUGGUAGCUUUACAAUCUUGCUGCGCCGAAACCAGAAGAUUCUUGCUGACUCCAUUCGAGGUUUCCAGCUGGAGAAAAGCGGUGAGUACCGUCUGAGCACAGUAUGAACACAUACCUUUCUUAGUGGGAACAUUAAGCUUUCUUAAAGGAUCACCAAUUCGACUAGAUUUAUUAAAAUUUCAAUACUCUAGCUGAACAGUGAAUAUACGUAACCGUCGAUGAAGCUCAAUCUUUCUUGAGGUGAGGAAUUUUUCUCAUCAAUUUCUAAUAAACUUUUUUGAAAAGUACCUCAGCUGUCAUUUAGAGAUACUGAGUAACGUUGAGAGGAACCUUCCAUCGCGGAUAAAUUCCACGAGAAUGCUGCACUGCGUGUGAAAGCGUAAUCCACAUCACGUUCGAUGCACUCAGAGUGUGCAUUGACUUACAAAAGAGACGUAACCAGCGCUGAUUAAUUAAAAGUAACUGUUAGUUUUCCUUAUCCAUUUUAUACUGAGUAAGGUUAGAAUGUGUAUAAUUUAUUUUGCAUAAUAGUGCAUUGCUGAAGAUUUUAAUGUUUAAAAGGAGCAGAUCGUUUGAAACCACCCCGCCCUCGGCCGGCUGCGAUCACGAACGAGUGUAAUUGAAAAUCUCCUUUGAAAAAGAUGAAAGUAGAGGUUUUAAAUUGACAGGUGCGGAUGACUUGCUCAACUACCUUGAUCUUAUGGUGAAUUCUGGUUUACUGCUUUUAUAAUUUUUUUUCGAAGUUCACUUAAAAGUAGACGUGCUCGUAAUCCAUUUACACCCUCUUUGAUGUUUUAUUCCGUGAUAAUUUUGUCGUGCUAACAUUUCUUAGAAACCACGUGGCAAGGGUCUAUUAUCGAGAUGAAAUUUCACAUGGGGAACAGCUUCAAGGACGAUUUCGUAGUGGAAGCUGAGCUUGUUUUGACCUCCAAACUGUCCACUAGAAAUUUGAGGCGACGAUAUAAUGUCAGCGUGUACUAUGAACAAUCCACAUCGAACAUGUCGGCGCCAAAUAAUACAAGGCUUUCCGAUUACCGCACUUUUCCAAAGAGGGCAAAUGUUGAGUUUGGUCUUAACGUGACACAAGCUGUUAGAAUGUGGAGUUCAAUUUUGGCUAGGACUUACACACUAUUGGUAGGACUGUGAACUUCAUAUCUCGAUUUUCUGUUGUACACUAAUGACGUUCGUUUACCAUAUUUGCGCCAUACAGAUUUGCUAAAGUCUUUAAUGUCGUUUUAUUUUUUCACUUGAUUUUUUCUUCUACCAAACAGUUUCGUAAAACAGUAUUAACAGAAAUGUUGGUCCUCUUACAUCACAUGGCCUUUCUUCACACCUGAAAAUCUUUGAGUUUUCCUUUUUUUCUCUCCCCUGUUUAGACAAAUGUGCUUUGACACCAUAAUCUAUUCCUUUGUUCAUUUUACUUUCUUAUAGGUAAAAAUAGAACCACUCGAUGACUCUAAAGCUUCUUUAAGUGUGUUGAGAUACCUCGAGCAUGACCACUUGCAUGGACCCUUCCUUGUACUGUACACACAAUCUAAACAGGGACAAAACAAUAAUGACAUCUGGAAGCUGUUGACAAUCAAUUGGCUUGCACUUUCACCUGUGCUCAAUAGUACCACUGCUCAAAAGGGUUAUAGAAAUGGCAGUUAUACACAACUUUCUGGGAAAAACACCAGGAGAUCUCCUAGGAACCCAAGUCUCACUUGCUACAAGGUUUCAUUCUCAGUAAGAAUGCAAGACAUUUACCAAAACAUAGUUAUACCAAAGACUGUAUAUAUAAACUACUGUGAUGGCUAUUGUUACUUCCCUAUUCAAAAUCACUUAACUCCUACUAUGCAUGCCAUAACAUGGGCAUUGAUUUGGAAAAGGCAAAACCCCACAACAAUUGCACCCAAAAGACCUAUGUGUGUACCAUCUAAGUUAAGUGCUCAAACUGUAAUCCAGAGUGACCCUGAAACAGGCCAGCCAGUGCAGAAACAGUGGUUGAAUUUUUCAGCCUCUGAGUGCGGAUGCCGUUAA
Messenger RNA from Pocillopora meandrina, 2059 nucleotides. Lineage: Eukaryota; Metazoa; Cnidaria; Anthozoa; Scleractinia; Pocilloporidae. The record is from the annotation of a GenBank genome assembly.